Molecule: messenger RNA, 1524 nt
Organism: Neurospora tetraspora
Lineage: Eukaryota; Fungi; Ascomycota; Sordariomycetes; Sordariales; Sordariaceae
Product: permease for cytosine/purines, uracil, thiamine, allantoin-domain-containing protein
Exons: 5
Coding region: 1-1524 (507 amino acids)
Biological process (GO): transmembrane transport
Cellular component (GO): plasma membrane
Molecular function (GO): transmembrane transporter activity
Source: RefSeq, a predicted model, not a curated record
AUGGGAGUCCACAUCCACCAACACCCAACAAGGGAGAGCGACCUUGGCCACUCCUCGACUACAUCAGAGAAAGACGAAGCUGCGGUCCAAGGCAACAACGAAAAUGUGGUCCACAAAGAAGAGUUCUACGCAGGAAACAGCAUCUACGCGAAGCUGCACCAAAUAACAGGGCGAUGGGGCGUGGAAGAGCGAGGGAUCGAACGGCUGCCGAGCGAUGAGAGGGAUGCGAGGAAGCCGAUAACUGUUGGUAUUACGUGGUUUUCCAUCAACAUGACCUUUGUCUCUCUCACCCUCGGCGUCUUGCCCGUUACUGCCUACGGACUGAGUUUCGUCGAUGCGGCUAUACUAAUUAUAGCAUUCAAUUUCUUGGGGAGUCUGCCUGUUGCUCUGUUUUCGAGUCUGGGUCCGGUGUUUGGAUUGAGACAGAUUCCGUUGUCGAGAUUUUACUUUGGUUAUCAUGGGGCUAAACUUGCCGCCCUCAUAAACGUAGCAGUCUGCGUCUCCUCAUCCGCCAUCAACGCCGUCGUAGGCGCCCAACUCUUCCACGGCAUCAACCCUCGCAUGCCGGGCUGGGCGGGUAUCCUCAUCGUCUCCCUCACCACCCUCGUCAUCUGCACCAUGGGCCACCGUUUCGUGCACACCUACGAGCGCUACUCGUGGCUCCCUUGCUUCGUCGUCCUCCUCAUUGUAUUAGGAGUCUUUGCCCACUCCGGGAACUUCGACCCUCUCCUCCCCCUAGGCACGGGAACCGCCAAAGCGUCCGGAGUCCUCUCCUUCGCUGCCUCCGUGUACACCUUUACGGCCGGGUGGGCUGCCUACGCGGCUGAUUACAGCAUUUACCAACCAGCUGACCCCAAGCCGAGCGCGCGCGUCUUCUGGUGGACCUUCGCAGGCAACUUUUUCCCCACGGUGUUCACGGAGCUGCUGGGCGCGGCCGUGAUGACGGCGACCGUGCACCACACCGACUUUGCUGCCGCCUACGAUGAAGCGGGACUAGGGGGCGUGUUCAGCCAUGUGUUGAUCCCCGCCGUAGGCAAGGGGUUCGGCACCUUCUGCGUCGUUUUGCUGGCGCUUUCCAUAAUCGGGACUAACAUCGCCACCGUCUAUUCCGUCUCCAUGUCCGUGCAAGUGUUAGGCAGACGGACUCAGCGGGUGCCGCGGUUCUUGUGGACGCUUGUUUCCACGGUCGGGUACACAGCGUUUGCGAUACCUGCGUAUCAGGAGUUUGCGACGUACCUGGAGAAUCUGUUGCUGGCGAUGUCGUACUGGAUCUCCAUUUACUUGGGGAUUACGUUGACGGAGCAUUUUCUGUUUAGACGCGGGGUGAGGGGGUAUCAGCCGGAAGCUUAUACGGAUGCCAAAAGAGUCGCGGUGGGGAUUGCACAGGAGUGGUAUAGAGGCCCGGUGAUAAAGGCGGUGGGGGAGGAGUUUGUGGGGGAUUUGGGGUGUGUUUUUGGGUUUUUGUUUACUACUGUGAGUUAUAUGGUGUUGAGGUAUUGGGAGAAGAGGUACUUUGGGCGUUGA